AUGGGAGCAGGGCUGGGAACAGGCACGGGACCAGCAGCAGGGGCGUCUGGAGGAAUGGGGAGCUUUGGAGCAGGCGGCAUGGGCAUGGGGGGCAUGGGGGGCAUGGGAACCAUGGGGGGAAUGGGGGGGAUGGGUCGCAAUAGGCUGCUGCCUCUCCCCACGCCUGCGCACCACUCGCCCUUGCACGUGUCUCGGAAGGGAGGGGGGGGACUCCGCCCCAUGCACUCCCUACCUGCUGGGAUUUCCCUGUCUGCUCUUACAGAGGGGGCGGGGGAGGGGGGAGCAGCAGCAGGUGGUGGGAUCACUGGUGGUGGGGGAGGAGGAGGCAUAGGAGGAGGAGGUGGAGGGGCAGGAGAAGCGAGAGGAGGAGGGAAGGGCGGCCGUGGGGCAGGUGGGUCGGUGGGGGGGAGAGGGGGGGAUAACAGGAGAGGGCAAGGGAAGGUGGUGGAGGAGGGAGGGGUGCUGUUUCAGCAGCAGGAGCCAAGGCAGGAGCAGGAGGGGGGGCAGGAUCAGGAUCAUUAG
Messenger RNA from Closterium sp. Yama58-4, 522 nucleotides. Lineage: Eukaryota; Viridiplantae; Streptophyta; Zygnematophyceae; Desmidiales; Closteriaceae. The record is from the annotation of a GenBank genome assembly.